Leptidea sinapis is the source of this 2150-nucleotide messenger RNA. RefSeq lists its product as uncharacterized. NCBI's taxonomy places the organism in Eukaryota, Metazoa, Arthropoda, Insecta, Lepidoptera, Pieridae. The record is from RefSeq and is a predicted model, not a curated record. The transcript is spliced from 6 exons. The coding region runs from base 605 to 1111 and encodes 168 amino acids.
UCAUUUGCGUAUUUUUAUGACAGAUCACAUUUUAUCUUCUUCAAUCACGUGCUAAGGUUUGUUAAAUCUGUUGUAAUUGCGAUAAUUUCAAAGCAACACCAGGUUAAAUACAAAGUAAUUACGUAAUUAUAACAAUUUGCUAAAACGCCUAGAUAUUAAAUAGAGUUCCUAGUGGUAAUUCCGAUAAGUAAUUGACAAUUCUAAGGUCAAGUUCGGCGUUUACUAAGUUAAGGUAAUCUGUGUUAUUCAGUUACUUUAAGAACUGUUUUAUCAGUUCAAAAGGCUUUACAGAGCGAAUAGCACGCGCUUGAUUAGACGUUUCGUUUUUAAUAAAAAGAUCUAAAACGAAACCGUUUCCGCGAGUAAGUAUUAAACCUAACUUUGAACGAAAUCGAACAAUAGUGUUUUAAAGUAAUUGAUCAUUUUACGCAGUGAUUUGUUGGUGAACAUGAAAUUAGUGCCUUGAAACAGUUUGUGAUAUUUAAUGUGUAUAAUUUAAAUACACGUGUGUGAAAUUAAAUUUUGAGAAAAGCUGGAGGUCGACACGUAUGACGUGUCAGUUGUCCUGGAGCUGACAACAGAUGUCGUUCCUCUUGAAAGUGGAAUGUCGGCCGAUGGAUCAACAACUGAUAUCCAUGGCCUACUUAAUGACACUGAAUCAGAUCUCACGGGCCUCUCACACGUUGAUGCACCGAAUGAUGCGAAUUACAUGAUUGGCGGUGUGGUGAUCGCGAUGGCUCUCGUGGCCCUCAUCAUAGUGCUGUUGGCUCUCACAAUAAAUAAGCUGCGGAAGAGGGAAGAGCACUCGGCUUCAGUACACCCCGCUGAAGCAGUCCUGCAGGCCUCCGCUCCCCAGCAACCACAGGAGCCUCUUGCCUUCCGACAGCAGCCUCUGUGGCAGUUCCCACCGCCGCUGCCUCCGCCUUACGUCUAUCCUCACGAUCAGGACAACUUGAUGCAGCCUAUUGGUAACGAACGUGCGAGCUUUCGCAGUCUUCGCAAGAAUAUUGGCGGCCGUUGGAAAAGAUUAGUAAAAAAGAAGCCAGAACAAGAGAUCUACACCAUACCACCUGAGUUGAAGCCUCAACUCAAGCAAAUAUACGUGUACUAAUGAUAUACCACAGUAUACUUGUAUAUAUCGGCACAGAAGCAGAAAUCUUCAACGAUAGACUAAGCAUAAACCGAUAGUUUCAAGAGCUUUGUCAUAAUUUUAAAUCAUAUCUUUGUGAAAUAUCAAAAUUAAAUGUCAACUAGUUUAUCAUUGUAAGGCUCUGUAGCCAAUAUAUCUUUAAACAUAUCUCUUUGACCAAUUGUUACUUUUGACCAAUCUAAAUCUUCUUUUGUUUGGCACUUAAUUGUGAUGUAAAGUCUAGAUGUAUUAAUAAGUAUUAGUGCAUUGAAGUCUGCGCGUGCGAAUCUAUGGUGAAUGAUGCGGCAUAUGUGUGAUAGUCAAAUGAUUUAGUUUAAUUAAUUUAAAAGUUAUGAAUGAAAUUAGGAAAAUGCGGUCGCGCAUAAUAAUGACGAAAAUCCAAUAAUUAUUUUAGAAAACCAAGAUGCCUUAAUGUAAUGUUUUAAAGGCCUAUAGAUCAUUAAUUUAUCUUAUUUCUAGACGUGAUCGUAUUCAUAGGCGAAAAUCGAUCAAAUAGUUUUUGAAGAUAUAUGUAUGUAUACAAGUGUAUAGUAUUUUGUUGUCAGCUAGAGUUGUUUUGAUUCAGUAUUCAAUUUUAAGUUUGACGUUAAAAAUAACAGAGAAUUUCUCUAUGUGAGAAUGUGAGAGAGUCUCAUAUAACUACUGUACUAUAUAAAGUUCGAUCUGUGGCAUGCUUUGUAGUAUAAUUUUCAGAUUUUCGCCGGGUCUUUACCUACUGUGAUAUUUAAAGAUGAGGAAAUAAAUGAAUUAUGAAGAUUUAUGAGUUUUGUAUUCCAACCUUGUCAGUUAUCAGUGGGAAGGACUUUCGGUCGAGAAUUGUGAUAGCUCAUAUUGAGCCUGAUAUUUUGAUAUUUGUAGGUACAAUAAACACAGCCAUGAUUUUAAUAUUUUAUUUUCGUUAAACCUAAUAAAAAUAUUAUAAAGAUGUAAUUUUGGAUGCAGUUGUUUAUAAUCUGAUUGUUACUGUUGAAGUGAGAAAUAAAUUCCAUCAUUAUAACGA